This is a messenger RNA of Nilaparvata lugens (brown planthopper), 2156 nucleotides long. RefSeq lists its product as uncharacterized. Bases 1268 to 2011 code for a protein of 247 amino acids. The transcript has 2 exons. NCBI's taxonomy places the organism in Eukaryota, Metazoa, Arthropoda, Insecta, Hemiptera, Delphacidae. The record is from RefSeq and is a predicted model, not a curated record.
UGUGUGAUUUGCAAUGGUGUUGCUAUCCUUGUCUAUCGUACAACAAAGCAGAUGGCUCUAUCUCUCUCAUGCAUUGUGAUGUUGCCACAUUGUUCAUCAACAAUGUAGAAAUUCAACUAAUUGACAAAAUAUGUCAUAAUAUGAAGUUAUCGAUACUGUAAUAUUGAUAGUCGAUGUAUUGAUUGAGAGUUGUAACAAGUCGAUACUCCUACUUCUUCAACAUGAUCAUGAGUUGUAUAGUUGUAUUAAUUUUGCUUCGUGCAUAAUAUUCAUUAAUAAAUACUUUGUGUAUAAACUUUGUGUUUGAUUAAUAAUGAACCAACAAAAAUAACAUGGCGCAGUCGGUAGUGAAAGUACCGGUAUUGGUUGUGAAAGGUAGUCCAGAAAUAUCUUAAAUCUUAGUGAUGGAAACCUUCUCAGCAGUUAACCUCAAAGCUCAACACGUUUCAGUUUGGAUCUUCAAUUUGUAAAAACCUAUUCUAUUUGAACUUAGUGUGAAAUUUCUCAGUCAUGGAAUCGCUAAAACCGCCAAAACAAUUUAGUUUCCAAGGAAACUUAUCAGAAAAUUGGAAAAUGUGGAAACAACAAUUUCUACUGUACCUAGGCUACAUGAUAGCAAGUGGUGGGGAUGACAAAGAUGAACCUGUUAAAAUCGCGAUCUUAAGGCUGGUCCAGACGCUCCAUUUUGCACAUCGUUUUGUCUCCGCAUUUCAAGACAUUGCAGACAAAACAUUGCGUGUGGACCGGAAAACUGCGCAGUUUUGAGUCCGUCGGGAGGACUGCACAGUUGCAGCGAUAACUGAGCUCGUGAGCUCUGAAAACCGUGACCUGUGCAGACAUGUCAUUGCGUGUGGACACUUACUCUGUUUUCCAAUCCGUUUUGUUCCUCAGUUUUCUCUAAUCAUCCGACCAUGGCAGAUCUUCGGCAAUGUUCUCGCGAGUUUUUGAUGGAUUUUAUUUCACUUUAUGAAAGUUUUCCGUGCAUUUGGCGUGUUAAAUCCAAAGAGUACAGUGACAGGGACAAAAAGGGGGAAGCAUACGAGAGAUUGGUUGAAAAGUUCAAAGAAAUAGAUGUCAACGCGAGCAGGGAGACAGUGGUGAAGAAAAUCAAUUCUUUGAGAAGCGUUUAUCGCAAAGAAUUGGCAAAGGUAAACAAAUCGAUUCGAUCUGGGGCUGGAGAAGACGAAAUUUGCAAGCCAUCUCUGUGGUAUUUCGAUUUGCUGCAUUUUCUCAAUGAUCAGGAGACACAAGGCCGUCGAGGAAUACCAUGGACGAAAGUGAAGAGUCUGUAAACUGCGACGAAUCAUCACAACUAGUGGAAGACGAUGUGCAAGAAACUGUUAUUGACAGUGGGCCCAGUGAAGCUGCUACUACCCCUGCUACUCCUGCUUCCGAAGCAUCUAUGAGUACUUCCCAUUCUGUCAAUACCUCGCGCAAGUUAACUCGUAACAAGAGGAAGGCUGUUGGGAAUGAUGAUGGCACAACUGAAGUCCUGCAGGUGAUAGGGAAGAAACUGGAAUCGCUACAGGCAGAUGAUGCAUUUCAGGUAUUUGGAAAACAUGUGGCUAAUAAACUCAGAGAAGUCCCGAAUUCACAAAACAUAAUUGCUCAGAAACUAAUUUCCGACGUUUUAUUCAAAGCUGAGUUGGGUACGCUUACCAGAAAUUUUCGACUUGUUGACAUGAAAAGCCAGCUACAAGAUGAUUUUGGUUCAAUGAAUGCCACGAAUUAUUGGCCUCAACAGAAUACGCCACAUCAAAUCAGAAUGCAACAAAAUCUUUCUUCACAAGUUGGACAAUACCACUCCUUCUCGCAGCAGCCGCAGCCUAUGCCACAUAACUACGCCCCAGAACAAAUACCUCACACUCAGGAGUAUGAAACAAUUGGGAAAAUUUCGGCAGUUUCAUUUAUCAUCCCACAGCAAGGUGAACAAGAUGUACAGACACGCGCCCACCAAGCCCCUACCCAAUCUCCCGUUGGAACCUACUUGUCAUCAUUUCAACCAAACUGAAGUAUUCUUGCGUGCAUUUCUAUUGCUUACCAUAAUAACUUUUCUACAAUAAUAAAGGUUAUAAUGUUCAAUUAAAUAAUAAAUAGUUUAUGGAAAAUAACAAUAUUUCUUACCUUCAAGUAAUCCUUCUUCAGCACCUUGUAGA